Molecule: messenger RNA, 2894 nt
Organism: Desarmillaria tabescens
Lineage: Eukaryota; Fungi; Basidiomycota; Agaricomycetes; Agaricales; Physalacriaceae
Product: Phosphatidylinositolglycan class N-domain-containing protein
Exons: 19
Coding region: 70-2871 (933 amino acids)
Biological process (GO): GPI anchor biosynthetic process
Cellular component (GO): endoplasmic reticulum membrane
Molecular function (GO): mannose-ethanolamine phosphotransferase activity
Source: RefSeq, a predicted model, not a curated record
GGUCUUCAUUUCCUUCCACGUCCUGCUCAAGACCUUGUAUCUUGACGCGACCGAAGAACUCUAUCGGCAAUGGCGGGCUAUAAUGUCGCACACCUCCUUAUCAUUGGCCUUUUUUUCCAUCUUAUCUUCAUUUAUUCUGUGUUCGACUGCUAUUUCACAAGUCCUGUUGUCCAUGGGAUGUCAAGCUUCAAUGUUGAUUACAAGGAAGCGCAAAGACUCGUUCUCAUUGUUGGUGACGGUCUGCGGGCAGACCUUUUAUUUGAACCGAACGGAUUUUCUGCAUUCCCCAAUACACCCGAAGUCGUUGCGCCCCACAUACGCUCCAUCAUCGAACACCGAGGCGCUUUUGGCGUAUCCCAUACUCGUGUACCUACUGAGAGUCGACCAGGACAUGUUGCAAUUAUUGGCGGAAUGUAUGAAGAUGUAUCUGCUGUAGCCAAGGGAUGGAAGACGAACCCAGUCGAUUUUGACUCCGUCUUCAAUCAGUCAAGUCACACGUAUUCCUUCGGGUCUCCAGAUAUCUUACCAAUGUUCACUCGUGGUGCAGUUCUUGGAGUAGUGAAGGAAUGGAGUUAUGACGAAGAUGCGGAAGACUUCACGCAAGAUGCGACAAAGCUCGACUUGUGGGUCCUUGAGAACCUGCGUGAUCUCUUUCGCAAUGCCACUACAAAUCCUACUUUGGAUCAUCAACUCCGCUCGGAUAAGGUCGUGAUUUUCCUGCAUCUUUUGGGCUUGGACACGACAGGACAUUCAUACAGGCCCCAUUCACUUGAGUAUAUGCAUAAUAUUCAGGUCGUCGAUGGAAUUGUGAAAGAGACCGAGAAAUUGAUUUCUGAUUUCUUUCAAGACAAUGAGACAAGCUAUAUCUUCACUGCAGAUCAUGGCAUGUCUGUCAUUGGGAACCACGGGGAUGGAAAUCCUGAUAGCACGCGAACACCCCUCGUUGCUUGGGGCAAAGGAAUCCGUGGACCUCUUUCUGACUCAAUUCCUUCUUCCCAUGACGGUUAUUCACGACCUUGGGGACUUACCCAUCUAUACCGAAGGGAUGUUGAACAGGCAGAUAUAGCUGCUCUCAUGGCUACUUUAAUAGGCAUUGACUGGCCCGUGAAUUCCGUUGGCGUCUUACCUGACGCAGAUCCUACACGGCCUGGUUACUUGCUUCCUAGAAACGGAGAUCAAUCGCUUGCAGGAGCCGCCUUAGUCAAUACAAAGGCGAUAUUGGAGAACUAUCGAAUUCAGCAUGAAAUCAAGAAAAGACAUAAGAACUUCUACAGAGCAUUUACUCCAUUAGAAGCCCUGACGAAGUCCGGAAAUCCACGCAGGAUAGAAGCAAUACAAGAAAUCGAGCACCUCAUACUCCAAAGUGACUGGUACGGCGCUCGUGCCGCCGCCCUUGACCUCAUUACCAUUGGACUUGAAGGUCUUCGUUACCUCCAGACAUAUGAACGAGCACUGCUGCGAACGAUUGCUACAAUUGCCUAUGCUGGAUGGGCAGCGUACGCAUCUUUAUUUGUUUUCAAACCGGGGAGUUUCCCGGUAGCACAACAGUCGCCAGUCAUAACGGCUACAGCUUUCGUUGUGCUGGCGAGUUUUUGGGGACUUUUCUUCUCAGAACGGGCGCCUUGGACAUAUUAUCUAUAUGUUACCUUCCCGUGUUACUUUUGGCAACGGUUCUUAUCACAAAUACUCCCAUUGUUAAAGCCAUCAGCUCUUAAUGUUUCACGACAGCAUGCUUGGAUGACCAUUUCAAGAGUUUGCCUCGUAUUCGCAACACUGAUAAGCAUGGUGGUCGCUUAUACACAUCGAUCAAUUUGGAGCGUUGGCUUCCUCGUAAUUGGUUUUGUGUGGCCUGCCGCGUUCUGGUCCUCUGAAGAAAGAGCCCAGGUUGCUGGGUCUCAAUGGUUGUGGAUGGCUUCUUGUCUCAUCACGGCCAUUUUCCCGCUACUUAGUGUAGACAAGACGGAGACACUGUCUUCGAUAUUACUGGGCGGCGUAGGCAUCCUUUUAACUGGAGCCUUUACGAUUACACAAUUUGCUAGAUCAGCCUCGAGGUCGCUGCUUUCGGUGUUCUACACACAAUGCUUGUUUAUCGUGAUCACUAUGAUCGUGACCGCAAGCUCUGUACGAUGUCUACAAGCCAAGACAGGGUUACCCUUACUGAAUCAAAUAUCUGGAUGGAUCGUGUUAUCUAUGUCUUCACUGCUUCCGUUCAUCUCUCGGGUGAAGCACUCUACACCUAUGUCGCAGAUUCUGAUGUACUUCCUCGGGUUUGGGCCGUGUUUCGUCAUCCUUUCCAUAAGCGUCGAGGGCAUGUUCUAUAUUGCGUACUGCAUGACCCUUCUGUGUUGGAUUGAAGUGGAGACAUCGCUUCGCAACGCACAGCGCUCUAAACAGGACAACGCCGAAGUAUACCGCUUUCAGGCGGAUGAUUUGCGUAUAGUGCUUUUCUUUUUGUUCUUCGUGCAGGUUGGUUUCUUUGGCACGGGAAAUGUGGCUUCCGUCUCGUCGUUUUAUUUGUCCCCGGUGUAUAGACUGAUACCAAUAUUUAAUCCAUUCUAUAUGUCUGCACUGCUGCUGUUCAAAAUUGUUGCGCCAUACAUCAUCUUGUCUGUGGCAUUUGCAACCUUGACGUACCAGCUGGAUCUCCCUCCAUUCGCCCUUUUUCUCAAUGCUCUCAUGAUAACAGACGGCAUGACCGUGAUGUUCUUCUUCAACGUCACGGAUACUGGUUCAUGGCUGGAAAUUGGCCAGACAAUCAGUUUCUUCGUAGUUGCAUCGCUGUUGCUCGCGUGGUCCGGAGGAAUAUGUGCUGCUGGAGAAUAUUUGAUGGCGGACGUGCUCGUUAGAUCACCGAAAUCUCGCGUAGAUUAGAACAAUAUAUUUCACUGAGCAAG